AUGGAUCCCGCGCAAACAAAAGAGGUCUCCCCGGCCCCAACCGCCGACACACACUCCCAAACCCACUCCCAUCCAGACCGCGACGACUACACCCACGCGCGAAAAUCAAAAUUCCGCUUCAAAUCCUCUUCCAAAUCACGAUCCUCACGAUCCUCACGCGAUGACCCAGAUACGCACCGUCACCGCCACCGCAAACGACACCGCGUCGACCCUCCCCAACACCCCCACCGCUCCAAACGCCACAACCACAACCACACCACCACACCAACCCCAGAGGACAACCCACGAGGAUUAUCACCCAACGCCGCCUUCCGCGAAUCCCUCUUCGACGCCCUGGGCGAUGAUGAAGGCGCCGCCUACUGGCAAUCUAUCUACGGUCAGCCCAUCCACAACUAUCCCGUCCCGGACCUCCCCAAGGGUCCGAAUGGGGAACUCGAAUCCAUGACCGAGGAUGAAUACGCGGCGUACGUGCGCACGCGGAUGUGGGAACGUACGAGGGAGGGGAUGGUUGAGAUGCAGGAGCAGUUGAACCGGGAACGACGGGAGAAAGCCAGAAAGGAAAAGGAGAGGGUGAGGGGUGUUGAGGGGGAGAGGGAGAGGAGGGCGUUUGAGAGGGCUAUGGAGGAGAGUCUUGCUAGGGGGCGGGAGAGGAAGAUGGGGAGGGUUUGGAGGGGGGCUGGAGAGGGGUAUUUAAACCGGUGGGAUGUUAUUAAUUCGCUGAGGGAGGGGAAGCGUGAGGAGACUGGUGGGGGGAAGGAUAUGGGGGAGUUGGUGUUUUGGCCUGUUGAGUCUGGGAGGAGGGGUGAUGUUUCCAGGGAGGCGGUUGAGGAGUUUAUGCGGCUUGCGCUUGUGCCGGUUUCUGCGCCGGAGAUGGGUGGUGAUGAGGCGUUGGUUUCUGUGCUGAAGGCGGAGCGUGUGAGGUGGCAUCCGGAUAAGAUUCAGCAUCGGUAUGGUGCGUUGGGGAUUGAUGAGGAUGUUAUGCGGAGUGUCACGGAGGUUUUUCAGAUUAUUGAUCGCAUGUGGAAUGAGUUGAAGGAGCGGGCUUGA
Messenger RNA from Aspergillus glaucus CBS 516.65, 1047 nucleotides. RefSeq lists its product as uncharacterized. The transcript has a single exon. Bases 1 to 1047 code for a protein of 348 amino acids. Gene Ontology annotation, biological process: canonical NF-kappaB signal transduction. The record is from RefSeq and is a predicted model, not a curated record. Lineage: Eukaryota; Fungi; Ascomycota; Eurotiomycetes; Eurotiales; Aspergillaceae.